CAACCAAACACAAUCCAACAAAGAAGGCGAAAAAGAAUCCCAAUCCACAAAACCAUUUAAUUUGCAAACAAAUCACCAUACAAACAAACAAAAAUGGUUAAAGAAGAAUGGGUUUAAAAGGGGGAAAUGGGUCCCAAAUUCAAACACAGCUGCAACCCAUUUCACCAUGGCUUCUCUUCAUAGAAAGCAAGCUAACCAUGCUUGCUUUCUUAUUAUUCUUUUUCUCUUCUUCUCUCUCCCAUCUUUCUCUAUCUCUCUCUCUGAAGCCGAAGCUUCAUAUCUUACUCGUCGUCAACUAUUGACUCUCAAAAACUAUGAUGAACUCCCCCUUGACUUUCAAUACGAACUCGACAUUCCUGACACUUUCCCAAACGAGAGGUUGAAGAAAGCUUAUAGAGCCCUUCAAGCCUGGAAAUUAGCUGUUUAUUCCGACCCACAAAACAUGACUGCCAAUUGGGUAGGCGCCGAUGUUUGUUCUUACACCGGCGUCUUCUGUGCUCCGGCGCUCGAUGACCCAAAAAUUGAGGUUGUGGCUGGCAUUGAUUUGAACCAUGGUGACAUUGCAGGACACUUGCCUCCGGAACUUGGGCUUUUGACCGAUUUGGCUCUCUUCCAUAUUAACUCUAACCGAUUCUGUGGGAUCAUUCCUUCUAGCUUCUCCAACCUUGUACUCAUGUUUGAGUUUGAUGUCAGCAACAACCGCUUCGUUGGCCAUUUUCCUCUCGUUGUCCUCGAAUGGCCGAGUGCGAAGUACCUCGAUCUCAGAUACAAUGACUUCGAAGGAGAAAUCCCCUCCACACUUUUCACCAAGGACUUCGAUGCCAUCUUCCUAAACAACAAUAGAUUCAAUUCCCUAAUCCCUGACACCAUCGGAAACUCCACCGUCUCCGUUGUCUCCUUCGCGAACAACGAAUUCCAUGGUUGCAUUCCUAGCACUAUUGGCCAAAUGUCUAACCUCAACCAAAUUCUCUUCCUCGGCAACAAGCUCAGCGGCUGUUUCCCACCUGAGAUCGGAAACCUAGUCAAUCUCACAGUUUUUGAUGUCAGCAACAAUGACUUCAUAGGUCAAUUGCCGGAAUCCUUGUCUAGCCUCCAAAAUUUAGAGAUUAUGGACGUUAGCAACAAUGAAUUGAGAGGCUCUGUCUCUGGAGGCCUUUGUAAGUUGCCUAAAUUGGCUAACUUCACCUUCUCCUUUAAUUACUUUAAUGGAGAAGAUGCGGCAUGUGCUACAUCUAAAGGAUCAGAGAAGCUCUUUGACGAUAGUCAAAAUUGUUUGGCAAAUCGACCUAUGCAGAAAGAUGCAAACAAAUGUAGCACUGUCUUGAAGAAAUCAGUGGACUGUGGAAGUUGUGGUGGUGGGUCGAGUUCUCCUGGUGUGCCGUCGACCUUUGAGGAUCCAUAUGAUCAGUCUCCAUUGCCAAGAUAUAGGUCUCCACCACCUCCAGUUGUGACUCCACCAUCUCCAAGCGAGACCUCUGUUCCAUCAUCACCACCGUCUCCAAUUGAGUCUUCACCACCAACCUCGACUCCAUCCCCACCACCCCCCGUCCACUCUCCUCCACCGCCUGUUCACUCACCACCACCACCGGUUUCCUCUCCUCCACCACCAGUUCACUCUCCACCACCACCGGUUCACUCUCCACCUCCACCGGUUCACUCCCCACCUCCUCCAGUUCACUCACCACCACCACCGGUCUCCUCUCCUCCACCUCCUGUUCACUCACCACCACCACCGAUCUCGUCUCCUCCCCCUCCUGUUCACUCACCACCACCACCGAUUUUCUCUCCACCUCCACCGAUUCACUCUCCACCUCCACCUGUUUACUCUCCACCUCCACCGGUUCACUCUCCACCACCCCCUGUCCACUCCCCACCACCCCCUGUCCACUCUCCACCACCCCCAGUCCAUUCCCCACCCCCACCUGUCUACUCUCCACCUCCACCGGUUCAAUCUCCACCACCACCAGUUUACUCUCCACCGCCACCUGUCUACUCUCCACCACCACCAGUCCAAUCUCCACCACCACCAGUCCAAUCUCCACCACCUCCAACGUCAUCUCCUCCUCCUCCUCCUCCCGAUUCUUCACCACCACCAUCAUUUGAAGAUGUGAUCCUCCCACCAAAUAUCGGCUUCCAAUACGCAUCACCGCCUCCACCAUUGUUUCCCGGUUACUAA
This is a messenger RNA of Cucumis sativus (cucumber), 2176 nucleotides long. Its product is annotated as pollen-specific leucine-rich repeat extensin-like protein 3. The record is from RefSeq and is a predicted model, not a curated record. Gene Ontology annotation, molecular function: protein binding. Lineage: Eukaryota; Viridiplantae; Streptophyta; Magnoliopsida; Cucurbitales; Cucurbitaceae.